Trichobilharzia regenti is the source of this 571-nucleotide messenger RNA. The record is from the annotation of a GenBank genome assembly. NCBI's taxonomy places the organism in Eukaryota, Metazoa, Platyhelminthes, Trematoda, Strigeidida, Schistosomatidae.
CUCUAUCACAGUGCCCAAGUUUUAUACUUAUAUCGAGGUAUAGACUGCCUAUUUGGUCUGGUCCUUGAGACGCUAAGAACCACCAAUUAUCGGAGACGACAAUAUGGCUCAAAAUUAUUCUCAAUGGUGCGGAUAAAUUUACUCUUUUCUAAAAUCUUACACAUUCAUUAUAUUCUCAUGCUUCAAUUUGCAAAUUUUUGCUCUUUUAUCAACCUUUAUGGAUCAUAUGGAGUUUGUCAGGUGUGUUAUAGAAGCGGCUUUUGUCUUUCCUAUAACUCUUCUUCACUUCUUUACUCAAUACGACGCACACUGAACUCAGCUUUACCUUCUGUUGAUCAUCUUUGCAUUCAGUCAUAUUCUCUUUCACCAUCCUCCUCUCUGCAAUCAGUUUGCAGGUGUCCGUGACAGCAAUACAUUGUCUCGUUUCUGCGUAAAACGGUGGUACACCACCUUUACAGAGUUCCACACGUUUCCUCAGGGAUGCGGUGUAGUACCUCCGAUUUCGCUCUGAUCUGAUUUGAAGCGAAACCAUCCCUUCUAGUUUUGCUCUUCAGUUUCUGAAUGUUUAGCU